Messenger RNA from Orussus abietinus, 5715 nucleotides. RefSeq names its product adenylate cyclase type 9 (gene Ac13E). The transcript is spliced from 8 exons. Gene Ontology annotation, biological process: adenylate cyclase-activating G protein-coupled receptor signaling pathway; intracellular signal transduction; cyclic nucleotide biosynthetic process. The coding region runs from base 624 to 5132 and encodes 1502 amino acids. NCBI's taxonomy places the organism in Eukaryota, Metazoa, Arthropoda, Insecta, Hymenoptera, Orussidae. Gene Ontology annotation, molecular function: adenylate cyclase activity. The record is from RefSeq and is a predicted model, not a curated record.
UUGAUAUUUAGUACAGAUUUAUUGAGAGGGGAUUUUUCUCGAUACUGCGUGUUUAAAAUUGCCGCCUACAGGGGUGAAGUAGAUGUUUCGAUCGUUGGGUAUCGAUUAUUUGGUUUUGUUGCGAUUAUCCACUGAGGCGGUUGCGUUGGUGUAUGUCGUACCGAUGGCGGCCGCCAGGCGACUCGAGCGCUGCGGUCGCAUUCGUCCUUCAAGAUGGCCGCUUUCCAAUCGUAUGAUCGUGCUGUGCGUCGGCAGAACACCUUGUGACCGUUUGUGUCACACUCGUCACGCGUUUUCGCUACCUGCAGGAUCGUGGCCUCGAAGGUCCCUCCUAGUCGUGCUUGGUAACCUCAACAUCGAUCCCUCGGUGUCUCCAACAUCGACAUUCCUGCAAGGACGAGAGGCCGCCUCCGGCGAAUCGUCGACGAGAAUGUACCUGUUCAGGACCAGCUGAUACUGGCCGACACCUGGCUAUGCGAGCGAGGAGGAUGAACCCAGAAGUUUUAUGGCGAUUUCGCACAUGACUGUGGAUAUAGUAACUUCUGAGGUAAUCGCAGAGGUCGAGUCGAUGAACUCAGUCCCAGGGUGGCAUGUGGUCCACAGCAUAGAUCGUGAGGCUCGCCAUGAUUCCAUCUCUAAAUCCCAAAGGCGACUCCUCCGUGAGUUUCUCACGUGGCAAGGAAGACGACGAUGCCAACGACAAGAUCCACGUGUCACUCCCACCUUACAUCGGAACGUACAUGGCUCGAGGAGAAUCCGGAGCAGGGUGCUGCGGAGUCGGCUUGCCAGUGCCAUUCGAGCGAGCUGCCCCAAGAUCCUGGUGGAACCCAAAGUUUGAUUCCGAAAUCCUUGAGGAACAGUUCAAGACGAGUGCCUUUCCUCAAGUCAGAUUAAGAUUUAGAUUCGCUCUUGCAUACAUUCUAGUAGUGACGGUAUCGUGGCUUGUGUACUUCGUCAUGGUUGGCGUCCAACGGGAGGCACCGUCGUGGCCAGCUGUGGCAGCAACUUUUAGUACGGUCGGAGCACUGGUAUCCGCAGUACUGUAUUUAACCUAUUUGGAUUGUUACCGAAGCUACGUCUUACCGACAUCCUUAAGCGUAGCGUCAACAUUGUGCCUUCUUUCCUUGCUAUUUCUUGCCCUAGUCCCACCGCACAAAGACGGCCUGACCCUGGUGGGCCAUUUUGCCCUCGCUUCGGAGAUCCUGCUCUUGAUUUACACCAUGAUACCGAUGCCACUUUACGCCUGCAUAGGGAUUUGUACGGCCUACUCUUUUUCCUUCGAGCUAUUAACUGCGUACAUGUAUGGCACAGAAGGUGCUGCUCAUAGGAGAUUUUUUAACGAACAAAUUAUACCAAUUAGCAUGGUAAACAGCCUCUCGGAAGCUCUUCAAAGACAUGCAUCAUCCACGGAGGCAAACUGGACGUCGAAUUCCACCUUUGGUCCUGUGAAUACUACAAACCACUUGUUAUCUAAGGAGAUCGAUCCAAGCCUAACGAACAGCAUCGUAGAGUCCAUCUCAGGCUGGGACUCACUAUCCAACGAUUCCCAACCCGAUGGAGUGAAUCUUUUAACGAUGUCAACCAUACGUAUCUUGAUGCAGAUAUGUAUCCAUUUGAUCGGCCUGCACAUUCUAAUAAUGACAUUGGUUCGCAUGCGUGGGACAUUCAUGAAGGUGGGUCAGUCGCUGCUGGUCAGACGACAAUUAGAAAUGGAGAAGCAGCUGAAGGAGAAGAUGAUCCAUUCGGUCAUGCCGCCGAAGGUUGCAGACUGGCUCAUGGAAGAGAGCGAGAGGGAGAGAGAACGAGAGGACUCCUUGAAGAAGGGUUCGAUCCCUCUCAAUGGUACAGACAUACGUUCCUUGUUCCGGCCUUUCAACAUGCACUCCAUGGAGGACGUCAGCAUCCUUUUCGCUGACAUCGUGGGCUUCACGAGAAUGAGUUCAAACAAGACUGCUGAGGAACUCGUGGCCAUACUCAACGACCUCUUCGAAAGGUUCGACGACCUCUGCGAACAGCACGGAUGUGAGAAAAUAUCAACCCUCGGUGAUUGUUACUAUUGUGUCAGUGGGUGUCCGGAACCAAGGCCUGAUCAUGCAAGGUGUUGUGUAGAGAUGGGUUUAGCAAUGAUAGAAGCCAUCGAGCAGUUUGACAUCGAAAGGCGUGAAGGGGUGAACAUGAGGGUUGGAGUGCACACCGGUACGGUGCUCUGUGGUCUGGUUGGCACGAAGAGGUUCAAAUUCGAUGUCUGGUCCAACGACGUCACCCUAGCGAACAAACUGGAGAGCACAGGGAAACCUGGAAGAGUGCACCUCAGUGAGAAGACCCUGGGAUUCCUGGAAGAGGAGUACCUCACCGAAGAGGGAGAUCCAGUCAACGGGAUCAAAUCGUACUUCGUCAGGGGUCGCAAGUCAGACCUAGUGACUCGGUUUACGAGCAACGAGGUCCCGAUGAACAUCUCCCCGUUGUUACCACCUCGUCAACGUCUGUCCUCGUAUACGUGCCAGCAAAGACCUAGACAACAUUAUUUGCGUAUGGUCACGGACGCAAGCAGCCAGCGAGCGAAAGCGAGCUCGCUGCCGAGUAUCCUGGAUUCGGACAACGACGGGAACAACGAGGAUGAAGAGGAGGACGAGAGCGAUAACAAGAGCCCUACCUCGAUCGCCAGCUGCGGGAAGAAAAAGACGAGGUCGAGGCCAUGGAGGUACCUUCGCCGACAGAGGACCGACGAGGGGUCGUCGCCGUUGGAGCCGGCUUCAGGGGACGUCAGGAUCUCGCUGGACCCCAAGGCCGACCCUGAAGAGUCCCCAAAAGACGCUCGUAGUAAUGGUUAUUCUGUAACAUCGGUGCCGAUUAGCAACGGCAUCGAUACGGAUCCAAGAGCUACCCCAGUCAGUCCGUUGCUUCCUCGAAGGGAGUCCAUCAGCCAUGCUUCCUCGAUCUGCAGCAGGAAGGACUCCGGGAUUAGAAGCACCAGUAGGCGUAGCAGCAUUCAGCAACAAUUGUACCUGAUGAACGGCAUGGCCCAGGGCGACCUCCUGGGUCACAGGGUCAGCGGGUACUACACCUCCAGCUCGACUUUGAAUUCUACCCAGGAACCGUCGUCGGCAGUGCCGCCGUACCCUUUCCCCCCGAUGGUCACCGACACCUUCGGCGCGUGUUUCCAUAAGCUGAGGAAGCAAUCGGACCUCCAGCUGAUCAGAUGCGUUCAGGAUAACGUGAGCUCGCAGCGGUCCUACUUCGUCAAGCCGCCGCUCUCCCGGGUGACCCUGUUCUUCAAAAAUAAGGAGAUGGAGAAGGAGUACCGAGAGAACGCCCACAGAUCUAGUGGCGGUCUCGGGGGGAACCCUCCGACCUUGGCCACUUCAAGGUUCAAUACCUACUUCGAUAUCCUGAUCUCUGCCCUGGUCUACUCUGCGAUCACCGCCUCGCUGUUCCUCCUAUGUGAACCGACCGUCCUCUACCUCGUUUUCGGUGUGUUCGCCACGUUGAUCGAGGCUUUAGCAGUGUCGCUGUGCAUCUGGCAACUGAUGGCUCCUAAUACGAACCACGCUACGAUCACCAAGGGCCUCUUCGAGUUCUUCUCCAGGUGGUACCCUUGGCACGUCUGCGGCGCCGUCCUGGUCGCUCUGCCGAUGGUCUCCAUCCUGAUGAACUUCACCUGCAGUGGUCUGGACUCCGGACCGGGGAAUUUCGAGUACUACUACGGUUACUUGGCCCUGGUCGGCCUUGUGCACUUCUGCAACUUCACCCAGCUGAACUGCUGGAUGAAGAACCUCCUUGUCACCCUGACGGGGGUGCUCUUCAUCUACCUCGUGGCGAGUCACGCGGCGCAUCAUGUUCUCCAGCGGGCGCAGGUUGCUCCAGGUAGUCGGCGAGGCUCUCUGGAAGGAACGUUGCCUAAACAGAUGCCAGGGUCGACAGGAACUUCGCCCUAUGUGGAGAGGAACACGAGCUUGCCGGGCCCGGAAGAGCGACCAUUCGAUAUUCUCCCAGGAAAUGGGAGUAGAAGCGUGGAAAAGGAAGGAGGAACCAACUCGGAUUUAGAGAUGCAUCCUGAAAUCCCUAAAUCGAUGGAGGUCGAGCAGGAUUCCCCGUUGCCAAAGAAGUUGACCGACGGUGGGAACGAAGAGACGCGCAGGCGAAGAGACGUCGAUGUCACCCGGGAAGGAUUCAAGGUAGACCCUGGAAAUGGUACUGAAUCGAGGUCAAGGGCUCCUGCAAAGAUGUACUCUGAAGAGUAUUCCGACAGGGCUACUAAGGAGAAACAAGACCGAGAGUCCUACGGAAACGGAUCUGAAGUCUUCUUGGACAUGGGUCUGCUUUUGCUGCUGGUUUGGUUCCUCAACCGCGAGUUCGAGAUCAGCUACCGGAUGACCUUCCACGGGAACGCCGUGGCCGCCAGAGACAAGGCCCGGGUCCAGUCCAUGAAGAACCAGGCCGAUUGGCUGCUGCACAACAUCAUCCCCAAGUACGUCGCCGACCAGCUUAAAACCACUGCUAAGUACUCGCAAAACCACAAGUCGGUGGGCAUCAUCUUCGCCAGCAUCGUCAACUUCAACGAGCUCUACGACGAGUCCUACCUAGGAGGGAAGGAGUACCUCAGGGUGUUGAACGAGCUGAUCGGGGACUUCGACGAGCUCCUGGAGAGGCCGGAGUUCGCCAACGUGGAGAAGAUCAAGACCAUCGGGAGCACCUUCAUGGCGGCCAGCGGACUGAAUCCCCAGGUGAGGGAACGCGGGGACGACGUGCACGGACACCUCUACGAGCUCCUCGACUUCACCAUCGCCAUGCACCGGGUGAUCUACAACUUCAACCGUGACCUUCUCGGCUUCAAGCUCGUCCUUAGGAUCGGCUACAACUAUGGCGACGUAACGGCGGGCGUGAUAGGCGCUACCAAGCUUUAUUACGACAUCUGGGGCGACGCAGUCAACAUCGCCUCCAGGAUGGACUCCACCGGGGUGGCGGGGAGGACGCAGAUCGCCAGCAACUGCCUGGAGGUCCUCUCCAGGAGGUACGAAUUCGAGCCCCGAGGCAGCGUCUACGUUAAGGGGAAGGACAACAUGAACGUGUUCCUGCUGAAGGGGAAGAGGGGGAGCGCCGAUGACCCCUCGGAGGAGGUCGCUAGCUCCUGAGGUGGGCAGCGUAUCGCGCCAAGUACAUUUAUAGCCAGCGUAUUUAAGUCCAGCUGACCUUUAAGAGCUUUUCGAUGAAUCUCGCCUGGAUGGCACCGAAGGGACGUCGAUGGACCUAGAGGCAGGACCCUCGCCUUGGAACCGACUCGACCGCCAUCGACCUGGGGCCUUGGUAGAGUCUCGCCCCAAGUACUACAUACUCAGCGUACGUGAUAUUCGCUCGCUUCGGCGACCUCUUCGAUGAAUCUCCUGAAAUACUUGAAGGUAUCCCGCGCCAAGUACAUACUACUCGGGUCUACGUGGGAUGGACUUUCCUAAGGACCGUUUACGACAGAAGCGUGACGCGAUGGCCUAUCCGAUUCCAAAGAGCCUAGUUCUUUUUUCUUUUCCCUUUCUUUUUUGGAUACCUCGAUAUAUAACCUCCGAUAAGCCUCGACGUACCUGGUGAUAAACGCUUCUCGAGGGCCCCCGAAAACGGGCGUGCACCCUGAGGAUUCCGGUUCGCGCUCGACGACUGCAAGUGAAAUGUAUUUAUUCGAGGAUGUUGUGUAUUUUUGUAAAUAUCACGAGUCCGGGACGAGAA